GAUGACAGAACUUCCUGUUUACCGUUGAUCCUUCUCAGAAUCUCACAUUUGCAGAAGGUUGGAGGUCUCCAAGUCUUGGAGUUCUGGAGCUUUUUCAAUGUUCUCAGCAUAAAGAUGUAGAAAUAUUUUCCUUUUACUAAUUACUUAAUCAACGUAUUGUUACUUAAUUAAGUUGAGAUCAUGGGGUCUUUUGUAAGUUUCCCUAUUUGUCGCUAAUUAUUGAUUGACCCAGACGUCCAUCACAGCGCUCCACCUUGGAGGACAUCCCAAUUCUUAAAAUGGAUCCAGAAGAACAAGGAGACACACUGCUGGAAUAACCGCUGUCCACGGCGGGACCCUAGAGAGGAAACAGUUCCUUAUUGUAUUUAUAUUAAUUAGGUAUUUAAGAUGAUCAGCUGUCCCUCAUAGUUUGUGUGGCAUUUUAAAAGAAUUUUUAUUUGACCUUUUAACAUUUAUAUUAGUUAUAUUUUAGGCCAAUUUUAGUCCUGACACAAUGUUUACAACUUCAAAAGAGCUUCUGUCCUCUCACCUCUUCCUCAUCUCUUCACAUCCAAUCUUCUGUGGGCAAGGAGGCAAGGAAAGGAAUCAAGGAAGCACAAAAUCCGGAAAUGAGAAAGUCCUGAUGUGUUGUCCAUCCUGUCACAAUUUAUUAAACAAACAAGUUUAUUUAAAGAAUGCAUUUACUAAACUGAACAAACAUCGAGAGUCUGUAAUCAGUGCGUUACCCCCAGGUACUUGGAUUUUUUUUAAUAAUGUCUGGAUUUAGAUGUUCAUCUGCUAAUUAAUCUGCUUCAUUUUCUUUGUUCUGUUGUUCUUAUUGUCUUAUAUCUGCAUGAGUGUGAAGAAAAUAAUUGAAUAAUCAAAUACUAAAGUGAUUCAACAGACAUCCGAUAGAAUUAAUGCUGGGCUUCCACAACUUUCUAGUUUAUAUUGUUGUUUUGAGUGAGGAAAAUAUAUUGUUUUAAUUCUCUAGAUGACUAUUUGUUGUAAAAACUGAAAACCACUUCAAUUUGUACUGAAUCACACUCAACAUUUCCUUUAAAAAAAUAAAGAAUAAUUUGAAUCAGGAGUUCAAUCAGGAGAGACUCAUUUAAAAGUCAUACAAUAAUUUGUUACACAAGCAUAAAAUAUGAAUUAUGCAAGGUCUUUGGCGAUUGGACUCCAUCAUGACAUACUAUCCCCGAAGGCAGGGAUAGUGAGGUCCAAUAAUCCCAAUCCCCCUGGAGUCCAGACACUGGUGGAGGUGGUGUAAGGAAUAGCAGCAACCUGAUGACGAACCAGGAACAAUGCUGAUGCCAACUGGAGGUGACUGGGGUGGAGGAGGGUCGCUUCAGCUACACGCUGAAAUAACAGCUGACAGCCAACAGAGAGGAGAACACUUUUAAAGAUUGACAGCAACAACGUGAUUGGCUCAAGGAAACCGUGUGUAGAAUCUGAUUGGUUCCUCAAAUGUGCCCGCCCCCAAUCAGCUGAUAGAGUAAUUACAAAGGAGGCGAACAGAGUCCGACUGGUUGUCUCCCUGACUGAACUUGCGCUUAAGCUACAUUUAAACACAAUGCAGUUUGUAAAUGAAUCCAAACGAGGUCUGCAAACUACAAGUAAUCAGCCUGUCUCCUAAAAUCCUGUCAAGGGUUCAGUGUGAAUCAUUGCAGGUAAGUUUUUGUUUUUUGCAGUCUCUAGUUUUUGGUUUAGCGAAUGUCUUUAAACUUUCAUAGAGCUUGAAGUUAUUUUCUUGAUUUAGUUCUUGUCACAGGCCGGCUCAUAGCCUGUGGCAAGAAUGAGUGGACACAAACACCAAGUAUAGGCCAAUCAAAAGAAGAGUUUAUUAUAUAUUUUAAAAACUAUUAUCUUUAAACAAAGAAAAGGAAUGAGGUGUGCGAAUGUCAUAGUGUAAGGUGUAUGUAAAGUGCAUGGUUGAGUGAAUCUGUAGGUGUAAACAUGACUGAGUGUGAACAACGUAAAACCUUCAAAGGAACAAACAAAACAGUAUCAUACCUGGAGGAGCAGAGAGAGAGAGACGUGGUUAGAGGCCUUAUACCCAGAGCCCAGAUGGCUCCAAUCACUAAAGACCCUACUCGCCUGCAGGAGGAACCGCCCCUGCAAGGCAGAGGAGGAGCCGUGACAUUAUAGUCUGUUGGUGCUCGGUUUAUGAAAACACCCAACAGGAACACACCUGGUGAGUCAAAAAAAACAUGAAGAUGCACAGCACCACCUAACAUAUUAAUACCUAGUAGUUCAGCAGCUGACUGACCCUUGAGAACUAGAACAGGAAGGGUAGCCAGUCCUUUCACAGCAGUGUCUAUGGCCUGUUAAGCUGAAUCUAGUCACCUGCCGUCUCAGCCGAGAAUGGGUUGGGGUCAUAAAAGUCGGAUAGGGGCAUGAAGGACGUCACACUGUCGCGAAAAGGUUGUUUGAGAACAUCAAAAAACUGUCUCAGGGCCUAACUGUAGGUUUACCGAAGGCUUUGGUACGUAGUGCGACUUUCACAUCAUCACUCGCCCUUCCUUGCAGCUUGUUCAAUAUUUGCUUGGUCAUAACUAAACGUCUCUACUAACCUGACACACUUUAACAGUGCUGUUCCCCCCUGAAGGGGUGUGGCUCAUAUGUCUGGGUCAAAGUCCUAUUCCGUUCUGCUUGAGGAAGGAGAAGGCUUUUUUCAGAAGAACAACACAGGUAAGAGUGUUUUUUUUACAGUCUCUAGAUCUCGGUUCAGCAAAUGCUUAUCUCCAAAUCAAAUAUGCCUAAUAAUAUUUAUUUCUUACAGAUGUUUUUUUUUUCCUGAUAGAUGUUUGUGAUCUUUCUGUGACCCGAAUCAUUUCCUGUUGGUCUUGUGUUCUGUUUUAGUUCUAAAGAAUGUCUUUUUACAUUUACGUUCAAUCUAUGAUGUUUGUGUUAUUAUUUUAUUUGUUUAUAUUUGAUCUUCAUGAGACUUCAAUGGAACAAUUCUGACACGUCUUAUUAGUGGUUGAAGAGGAAUGAGGUGGUUGAAUUGGUUGAGUUUGAAAAAUGUUACUUAAAAAAAAUAUGAAUUAGCAGCCUAAGAUUGUAUUGUUAGUAUCAAAAUAAACUUAUCAGAUGUGGAGUAAAAGUAGAAAAAAUUAUUCAAGCACAAUUAUGAAGCACUUGAGUAAAGCUACAUUCCCCCACUGUUUAUUACAGAGGAAGUGAAUGUAAAAUAUGAUAUUGAUCACCAGCGAUAGAUUUACAUUCAUGUAAUUCUAUUUCAGGGACCAGAGCAGGAGAAACAACCAGAGAGUUCAGAGACAAUUUCAACACUUUGGUCUCUGAAGAGACCUCAAAACCAGCGAAGCGACCUGCGGACUUCCUGUCUCCUUCCAGAGCGCCACCAGGAUGGCGUCCCCCGAGGACCGCCGGGGACCAGAGAGAGACGACUCGUGCUUCGGCAGGGCGGCCAGGGCCAUCCGGAGAGUCCUGUCCAGGAUCUGCAGACAAUGUUGCGCAACCCCUGCCCCCUCCCUUACACCCUCCUCUACCCGUGCCCCCUCACCUGCCCCCUCCCUUACACCCUCCUCUACCCCUUCCCAGGCGGACUCAGAGGAGUCUUGUGACAAAUCCACCAACAGGUGUGGUCCUUGUGUCGCUCCCCAUAAGCGGCCUUAUACUCAAAAGGACUAUACAGAUUAUUCACCUUCCCAUUCUCCCUCAAUACAGUGUCAGACAAAUCAUAAGAGACCCUCUAGAGGAGAGAAAAGGUUGAAAACUGAUUCCUCUACGUCUUCUUCUGGACCCUUACACCAUUGGCAUCCACCUCCAGCAAUGACGACAUACGCCCCAGGAUCCGGUCAGGAGACACACCUUCCAAACAGAUCAGAACGAGACGUUGACCCCGGCUGCUCUCAGUCCCUCAUCCCAAAGGUCAGAGGCUUUCCGCUUGCACACCGCCGCCACAGGGAUGCGUUUGAGUCUUCCCCCAAGGAGCACGAGAGGGAGCCGGGAGGAGACACCGACGUCCUGAUGGAAGCAGACGUUCCUGUUGCAGCCGCAAGCCACUCUGUCACCAACGCCCCACCGGAACCGGGUCAGGAGGAGUUCACGCCUGAUAUCACGGCCGAUGAGGUGGACGAGACCUUCAGGUUGCGGUGCUCUGGUUCGGGCCUGUACCUGUGCAGCGUGACCGGCCUGGUGUUCCACAUGGGGGGCGACGGGGGGGAGGUGGUUUACAGGAUCGUCCCCUGGGACCAGAGGCUUCUGGCCCGGCAUCACAAGAAGGCAGCGGGACCCUUGUUCGACAUCAGAUGUGAGCAGAGGUCCGUGCUCGGCCUUCAGCUCCCACACUGUGAGAUCCUGAGUGGCGGGGGGGGCGACUUCCUGUCCGUGGCUCACCUGGAAGACGAUGCCGUGGAGUUCCUCCGCCCGAAGGAGGUGACGGAGACUCACGUCCUGGUGGACGUCUCGGGGCUUUCUGCUUUCGGCAACGUCAAGGACGAGGACUCUCCCCCCCAGCCGGUCAGAGCGCUGGUUCUGAUCUUCUACCGGGCCCCAGACGACCAGAACGACCCCGAGUCCCUCCUCAACGUGUUGAUGCUGCCGAGGAACGUGGUAAUCCGGGAGGUGCAGCGCAUCAGGAAGAAGCUGGUCGGGCCUGAGCGCUACAUAGAGACGCCCUCGCAGUGCAAACUGCACCCGGACCGGGACUACGUCCUCUCCACGCGUCCCCAGGACGACCGGGUCACAGUUCAGCCCACCAAGGCCGAAUUUUACUGCGACAACUACGACAACUACGUCCCGUCCUUCCAGGUGAUCCUGGAGACGAGGCUGAACCACAUCACGCUGCUUCUGAAAGAAUGCGACGGCUCCCUCUGCGUCUGGGAAAGACGGGUCCCCCUCAUCGUCAGGGCGUCCGGCGGGCCGAGCGCUCCGGACCUCGUCCACAGCGAGAGGCUGCUGGAGGUACGGACCGGCUUCGUCGAGGGGAUCUCUGGACCCGCGCUCAAGAGUCUGCUGGACCGACUGUUGGAGAAGAAGGUGAUCACCAACGCAGAGGGGGAGGCGGCGGAGGCCACGCCGAACCACAGAGACAGAGCUCGCUUCGUCAUCGACAUCGUGAGGAAGAAGGGCGAAGACGCCAGUUUGGAGAUGAUCGAGUUCCUCAAGGAGGCCGACCCAUUCCUCUGUGAACACCUGGGGUUGUUUUGAAGCUGUUCAUCUGCUGGACGACAGGACUUCCUGUUUACUGUUCAGUGUUAAUUUUUUGAUUUAGUGUUAGUCUUUUAGACAAAAAUGAAUGUUUUAGUCACCUUAACGUCUUACAAUUGGUGCAAUACAUUAUUUUUUGGGCUGGAUCAUGAACCAGCCAUUCUCAACUGGACCCCCACUUCUUAUUGAAGUAUUGUGACUUCGUCACCACCAACGUUUUCGUCUUGUCUCGUUAACCAAAGUUAGCGUAGAUUUAGUCAUCGUUUUCAUUUUUGAAGAUCCGUUUUCGUCCCGUCUUAGUCAUGGAAAAAAGGUUGUCAACGAAAUUAACACUGUUACCGUUGAUGCUUCUCUCGGUCUAACAUUUGCAGAAGGUUGGAGGUCAAGUCCCUCAACUUUGUAGUAGUUCUGGAGCUUUUUCAAUGUUCUCAUAGUAAAGAUGUACUCUACAAACAGAA
Messenger RNA from Pungitius pungitius (ninespine stickleback), 5615 nucleotides. Its product is annotated as NACHT, LRR and PYD domains-containing protein 1b allele 3-like. The transcript has a single exon. Lineage: Eukaryota; Metazoa; Chordata; Actinopteri; Perciformes; Gasterosteidae. The record is from RefSeq and is a predicted model, not a curated record. Gene Ontology annotation, biological process: regulation of apoptotic process. The coding region runs from base 3352 to 5157 and encodes 601 amino acids.